AUGCUGACAAUAACUCAAGCUUUUGUAGUCCUGAUCAUUUUUUUGUUAAUUAUUGAGUUUUUCAAACUGCAAAAGGCAUGCAAGCAAUUCCCUCCUGGACCAACUCCUCUCCCAUUGCUUGGAAACUUGGUGCACCUGAACUUUCAGUUUCAUCGGGAUCUUCUGAUGGAGCUGGCAAAAACUUAUGGUAACAUAUAUACUUUGUGGUUCGGGUGGGCCCCAGUGAUCAUACUGAAUGGAUAUCAAGCUGUGAAGGAUGGCAUGACUACACACCCUGAAGAUGUUUCUGGGAGGAUGGUAUCUCCUUUCUUCAGAGCAAUGGCCAAAGGAAAAGGUAUUAUACUGGCAAGUGGUCGCUCCUGGAAGCAGCAGAGACGCUUUGGUAUAAUGACUCUACGCAGUCUGGGAAUGGGGAAAAAAGGCCUGGAGUAUCGAGUGCAAGAGGAGGCCUCUCACCUGGUGGAGUUCUUUGGGAACCUAAAAGGAAGACCUGUGGAUCCUUCUUUCCCCCUUUUCCAUUCUAUCUCAAAUGUAAUUUGUGCUCUGGUUUUUGGAUAUCACUUCUCUGACGACGACAAAACCUUCCAUGAACUGAUCAGUGCCACAGAGAAUUUAUUCAGAUUUGCAGGCAGCUUUGUUCAUCAGCUGUAUGAAAUCUUCCCCUGGCUGAUGUGCCGUCUCCCUGGUCCUCAUAAGAAGGCAUUGUCUUGCUAUGAUGUCCUGAGCUCUUUUGCAAGGAAGGAAAUCAGAAGACAUGUGGAGAGAGGGACACCAGACGAACCACAGGAUUUCAUUGACUUCUACCUGGCUGAGAUAGAGAAAUCUAAAGAUGUGGUGAAGCCCAAGUAUGACGAAGACAAUUUGGUAUAUGUUAUAAAUGAUCUUUUCCUUGGUGGAUCAGAGACCUCAAGCACAACAUUGUACUGGGGACUGCUCUAUAUGGUUGUGAAUCCAGACGUCCAAGAGAAAGUGCAGAAGGAGCUGGACACUGUUUUGGGUCCUUCUCAGUUAAUUUGCUAUGAGGAUCGGAGAAAACUGCCCUAUACAAAUGCUGUGGUUCAUGAGAUCCAACGCUUCAGCAACAUUGUGUUUGUUGGCAUGCCCAGAGUGUGUGUGAAGGACACAACGCUGCUAGGAUUCCCGGUCAAAAAGGGCACCAUCAUUAUGCCAAAUAUAGCAUCUGUUCUGUAUGACCCUGAGCAAUGGGAGACACCUCGACAGUUCAACCCUGGCCAUUUUCUGGAUAAAGAAGGAAACUUUACACCUCGAGAAGCCUUCUUACCAUUCUCAGCAGGGCACCGUGUGUGUUUGGGGGAGCACCUAGCAAGGACUGAGCUCUUCAUUUUCUUUGCCAACCUGCUGCGGGCAUUCACCUUCCGGCUCCCUGAGGGGGUCACGAAGAUCAACACAGAGCCCAUUUUUGGGGGUACGCUGCAGCCCCACCCAUACAGGGUUUGUGCCAUUCCACGCUAG
This is a messenger RNA of Grus americana (Whooping crane), 1473 nucleotides long. RefSeq names its product cytochrome P450 2J6-like. NCBI's taxonomy places the organism in Eukaryota, Metazoa, Chordata, Aves, Gruiformes, Gruidae. Gene Ontology annotation, biological process: arachidonate metabolic process; xenobiotic metabolic process. The coding region runs from base 1 to 1473 and encodes 490 amino acids. The record is from RefSeq and is a predicted model, not a curated record. Gene Ontology annotation, cellular component: cytoplasm; intracellular membrane-bounded organelle. Gene Ontology annotation, molecular function: iron ion binding; oxidoreductase activity, acting on paired donors, with incorporation or reduction of molecular oxygen, reduced flavin or flavoprotein as one donor, and incorporation of one atom of oxygen; heme binding. The transcript is spliced from 9 exons.